Messenger RNA from Dictyostelium purpureum, 1581 nucleotides. RefSeq lists its product as uncharacterized. The transcript has 5 exons. Bases 1 to 1581 code for a protein of 526 amino acids. The record is from RefSeq and is a predicted model, not a curated record. NCBI's taxonomy places the organism in Eukaryota, Evosea, Eumycetozoa, Dictyosteliales, Dictyosteliaceae.
AUGAAUAUAAAUGAUUUCAGUUUAUUAAAGUUGAUGAAUUUCAAUGUUUUGGGUAAAUGCUUUAAAUUAAUCAGUGGAUCAUUAUUAAGAAUGAAGUUGAUGGUUCAAUCCAAAUCAAACAAUAUUUUGAAAGAUUAUGUUUAUUCAAAAGAUCCAAAUUAUAAAUGGACUUUAAAUACAACCUAUGAUGUCGGUUUUGCAAAUAUCCAAGUAAUAGAGUUAGUAUCGCAACAAUGGAUGAAAGAUUAUACAAAUUCGUCAAUAUGGAAGCAUUGGGUUAGUGUUUGUAUACCAAAAGCACCAACACAAACUAAAAUGGGUCUUUUAUAUGUCACAGGAGGCGCGUAUAAUAGUAAAGAGUGGGUAGUACCAUCCCAAGAGAGUUUGGAAGCAGACUUUGGUCAACAAGUUUGUAAAGAAAGUAAUGCAAUUACAGUUACAGUCAAUCAGGUACCAAACCAAUAUAUUACUUUUGAUGAUGGUGUUGCAAGAGAUGAGGAUUAUAUUGUUGCAUAUUCUUGGCGUAAAUAUAUUGAUACCCAAGUUUCAACAUGGGUUAGUUUAUUACCACAAACCAAAUCAGUCAUUAAGGCGAUGGAUGCUGUUCAAGAGUAUGGCAAUGAAAACGGUGUUAUCAUUGAAAGCUUUGUUGUUUUUGGUGCAAGUAAAAGAGGUUGGACUACAUAUGGUGUUGCUAUGGUCGGUGAUGAACGUGUUGCAGCAAUUGUUCCAAUGGUUAUUGGUGUGCUAAAUUUAGUUGAUGACAUUAAAGUUCAAAUGCAAACAUAUGGUAAUUGGAGUUUUGCUCUUGAUCCAUAUGCUAUAAAUGGUAUUCCAUCAUUUGUUGAUACUGAAUAUUUCAAUGUUGUAACUGAUAUAGUCGAUCCAUUAAAUUAUAUUGAUAUAAUGGAAAAAAUACCAAAAUAUAUUAUUUUGACAAUUGAAGAUGAAUUCUUUUUACCUGAUUCGACUAAAUUCUUUUAUGAUCAAAUUAAAGGUGAAAAGAGAUUGGGAUUGUUCCAGACUGAUCAUAGUGUCACCCAGUUUGCAGGUGUUUCGACUGAAAUUUCAAAAUACUUUAAUAUAAUUGUCAAUAAAGUUGAGAGUCCAGAGCUUUCGUGGAAGAUUACCUAUUCAAAAGAUAAUAGUCUCGGCACUAUAGAGAUGACUGUUGUUAAAGGCACACCAACAAGAGUUGUAGUUUAUUCAGUAAAUACCAUUUCAAAGACUCACAGAGACUUUAGAAAGUUUACAUGCUCAGACUAUGCAAAUUGUUACCAAGCCUUCACUUAUAGUGCACAAAAUAUUACAUUAGAAUCUGAUAACACUUAUUCGGUAAGCAUUAAGGGUCCAGAUGGGGGUGGCUGGACUGCAUUUUAUUUCGAAGUCGAGUUUGGUGAUGUUGCAAAUGUUAAUACUGAACUAGCUAUUGUACCCAAUACAUUCCCUUUCCCAGAAUGUUCAUCUGAAAUUUGUGCAUCUGGUGUUCCAGAAUGGGUUAUUAAUUCUGCUAAUAGUGUAACCAAAACUAAUUUAUUGGUUUUAUCAUUGACUAUUUUAAUUUAUUUUAUUCUAAUUUAA